Molecule: messenger RNA, 901 nt
Organism: Polychytrium aggregatum
Lineage: Eukaryota; Fungi; Chytridiomycota; Chytridiomycetes; Polychytriales
Exons: 1
Coding region: 217-747 (176 amino acids)
Source: RefSeq, a predicted model, not a curated record
CAAUGACGCUGGCGAUAUUGGGAGGGCAUGGGUAGCCGUGGCUGUGGAGGAGCCUGAGAUUGCAGGAGUCGUAGUCGAGUUCGAAGGCGCUGUGGUCGGCAAGGGCAGGAGGACCGUUGCUGCAGUCGCCGCUGACGGGAUCGCUGCAGAUAGAGCCCUGGUUGGCCAUCGUGCAUUUCUCCAGGGUCGCUCUGCGACCGGGCUCAAAGAACGCAGAUGCAUCUCUGGCUUGCGGCUGCACCGCUGGGGUUGGGUGUCUGCCCCAGCCAGAUUGGCGCAAACAGCAGCGCAGAGAGCAGGCCAGGCCAGCCAGGACAAUCAAGAGCCAGACCAAGACAAUCAAGAGCCAGGCCAGGACAAUCAGCAGCCAGACAAAGCUCGGUAUUGUCUCCCGAGCACUUGCGAGCAGCGAGAUGCAGGCCGCCUUGCCACCCGCACCGAAUCGCUGCCAAUCAGCGCCUGCUGCCGACAAUGGAUGCCAGGAUCUGCGGGCGACUUGUGACGGCAAGCAUCCGUUCGAUAUCGGGCGAUCGGGCCACCGAUGUCUCCAUUGCGGACGAUCCCCGAGACCAGGUCGGCGACCAAGAUCCCACGCGAUCCUCGCCAAAUCAAGAAACUACGGUAUUCUUCGCUGUGUCCACCAACGGCUCUCGAUGGGCCUCUCUCUCCUGUCAGCUCAUUGGAGCAGUCGACUGGGGCGAGUCGGAUCGAUGGCAAAGAGCAGCGGUGCGUGUUGCGAGUAUAUAGACAUGCUCCAAUCGUGCAAAUAUUGUCCGGCGACGGGCAUGCGUCGAUCUUGAUGGACGAACCAGAGCAUGGUCGGGCCGACAGGGGUUUAGAUGACCUUGGCUUCGUUCUUCAGCUUGUCGACGAGCUGUGGGGGUAUAGAGCACAGCUGAUC